CGUCGUCCCCCUCCAUCUCUCUCUGAUUCCACCCCCUCUGCCUCUCCCUCUAUCCAUCUCGGCUGCUCUCUCCCCCCAUGAUUUCACACCAUUCUGCUUGCCGCGUGUAGCUCCCACUCUCUGGCAUCAGAAACACUAGAUAUCUUCAGUUCUGAGCUGUGCAGAUUCAUACAAAUACACACUAGCAUUGGCUAGAAGGAGGCUGUGUUCUGCCAACACGCACGUUGGGGAUAGGCAGUGAUAAAAAAGAAGGGAAGAAAGAGUCCAGCAGCUCUCGCAUACACCGGACUCAAGCAGGAUCAACACCAUGAAGACCAGACUAGGCUGCCUGUCUAACAAAUCGGACUCUUACAGUGACUUCUCCGAGUUCCUGCCUCCUGCCCAUGAAACCACCGCCCGAUGUCUGAAACUGUCAACGGAUGAGGUUGUUCGAUGGUCAGAAUCCUUUGAUCAUCUCCUCUCUCACAAAUAUGGCCUGGCUGCCUUCCGGACAUUUCUCAAGACCGAGUUCAGUGACGAGAAUAUCGAGUUUUGGAUGGCCUGCGAGGACUACAAAAAAAUCAAGAGCUCAACCAAGCUUGUAUCAAAGGCAAACAAGAUCUUUAAGGAGUUCAUUGAUAUUCAGGCACCAAGAGAGGUAAACAUUGACUACCGCACCAGAGAAAAGACUAAGCAGAGCCUGGAGGAUCCGUCCCCAACCAGCCUCAACGAAGUCCAAGCUAAAGUCUACAGCCUCAUGGAGAAAGACUCCUACCCACGAUUCCUCAGGUCCAAGAUGUAUCAGGAUAUGGUCAACAGGGCGCAUGCACAAGGCCAGCGGAGGUCUGUUUGACAGAGUCUGAUGAAGACCACAGAGGACAUAAAACUGGACCUAUACUGUAUAUCCUUCAUUAACCCUUUGACAUCUCUGAAUACUGUGAAUCAGAAAGGAUGGGGUGACAUGCUUGACUGUUUCCUUUGUCUACACCAGCUCCAUGCAUGAAAUCCCUCUAGAAAAGACGUGUCUUGGUGGAUUGCACUGUACAGUACAUGGAGGGAGACUGGAUGAGGAUAAGUCAAUUGUUUUACCUCUACAUGGUUGCGGGCGAUAUAUUAUCACAAUAAAAAUGACCAUAUCAUGUGAUAACCAUAUUUAUCACAAUAUACAACAUUUCUGCUACUUUUUCUUUGAAAUGCAUCAAAUAAAAUCAGUCACUGUGUCCUUGAAAUGAACUGGUUGAACAAAAAAGACAUUUAAUUAAACUAACUAGAACGAUUAAAUAAGGCGAGAAACAACCGGUUCUUGAUCUAGUAAAAACAUUUUUUGUAAUUUAAAAACAUAUUUUACAUAUAAAUCUCACUGUCGGGAUGCUCACCUUUUUAAUCUCUAGCUCAAUUUUGGAAACUCAAUUGACAUUAUUUCUCUAUACUAUUUUUUAAUCGGCCAUCACUGUUCAUACUUUACCAAACCACACUUUCCAUACAAGUACAACUGGCUACCGAAAAGAGUAAUAAUGUAAACUGAUGAACAAGGGUACUGGACCAAAGGUACUGAAAUGAUUUUAUUCCAUCAUCAAGAAAGAAAUAUAUUGAGAUAAAUAUUAUUAUCCUUCUAUUGCCCAGCACUAGCUCUACUUAUCUUCUGUACUUUGUGAAAUAGACACUGUCGUAUGCAGGUGACUAUACCUGUUGUCGUAGAUUGUGUUUACAACAAAGAAAGUGAGUGAACACUUUAUAUCUGAAACUGUGCCAAACUAGAUUGCACUUACAGUAUUUAGCUACAUAACCCUGUGUGUUGUAAACUCUUGCAGGUAUAUGUGACAUUAGAUGUGGAGUAUAAUGAAGGGUUGGGUUUAUUUUUGCUUUGAAUGCACGCUUUUCAGGAAGCGGAAGUAGGACUGUGCUGUAAUCCCUGUUGAGCUUGUUCUGUAUCCCACAUAAAGCACAUCCUAUUGGACCAAUCAUGUGUGGCUGACCAGGAUUCUGUAGUGAAUUAUAAUUAUUCAUAUAGUCAAGGUCUGAUUUCAGCAUGAAUGCAACACUCAAAAUACCGACUUAAAUAUUCUUGUACAGUAUGUUAUGAACAUGACUGCAAAAUAAAGUACUUAAAUCUAGAAUAUGUCAGUAACAUGGCAAAUGUGUUUGAAAUGUGCUCCCUCGGCAUAUGCACUCCCUUUUUAAAUAACGUGAUUGAGAAGAUUUACUGAGUAUUUUGGGAGGGACAAAGAUUUUCUUUACUGCAUGUGUACUGUAUAGGCCAGCCUGUUGGAAAUACAACAAAGCUGGCUGAACAACAUAUCACCCUAUACUGUAUGUUACUGUGUUCCACAUGAAUGUAACCUCUCCCCCUAUAUUUUACGAUUAAAAAUGAAUCUGGAUAUACAUA
This is a messenger RNA of Dicentrarchus labrax (European seabass), 2365 nucleotides long. RefSeq names its product regulator of G protein signaling 8 (gene rgs8). Bases 308 to 832 code for a protein of 174 amino acids. The record is from RefSeq and is a predicted model, not a curated record. The transcript has 5 exons. Lineage: Eukaryota; Metazoa; Chordata; Actinopteri; Moronidae.